Arachis stenosperma is the source of this 802-nucleotide messenger RNA. RefSeq names its product ubiquitin-NEDD8-like protein RUB2. Gene Ontology annotation, molecular function: protein tag activity; ubiquitin protein ligase binding. The record is from RefSeq and is a predicted model, not a curated record. The transcript is spliced from 3 exons. The coding region runs from base 123 to 587 and encodes 154 amino acids. Gene Ontology annotation, biological process: modification-dependent protein catabolic process; protein ubiquitination. Gene Ontology annotation, cellular component: cytoplasm; nucleus. Lineage: Eukaryota; Viridiplantae; Streptophyta; Magnoliopsida; Fabales; Fabaceae.
CAUAGCUUACAAUUUACAACCUCCGCACACACAUUACCAUUGGUACAUUAUUCCCUUCUCUUCUCUGUCUACACAAACUCGCUCACUCUAAUAAGUAGAAAGAAGAAGAAGAAGGAAAGAAGAUGCAGAUCUUUGUGAAGACUCUUACUGGAAAGACCAUCACUCUUGAGGUUGAGAGCAGCGACACCAUCGACAACGUCAAGGCCAAGAUCCAGGAUAAGGAGGGUAUCCCACCUGACCAGCAGAGGCUGAUCUUUGCGGGCAAGCAACUGGAAGAUGGGCGCACUCUUGCGGAUUACAACAUACAAAAGGAGUCGACACUUCACUUGGUUUUGAGGCUCAGGGGAGGAACCAUGAUCAAAGUGAAGACUCUAACCGGAAAAGAAAUUGAAAUUGACAUUGAACCAACUGAUACGAUUGAUCGAAUCAAGGAACGUGUUGAAGAGAAAGAGGGCAUUCCUCCUGUGCAGCAAAGGCUGAUAUAUGCUGGUAAGCAGCUCGCAGAUGACAAAACGGCAAAAGAGUACAACAUCGAAGGCGGAUCGGUGCUUCACUUGGUGCUUGCAUUGAGAGGUGGUGGUAACUAGUACUUUUUAAAAGUCACAUACACUAUGAUGCAUGGGAUUACACGAUGGAAGGAGCAAUACUGGGAGUUUGCAACUGGGCUCAAAAGAGUUAUUUAAUAAAAAGUGUCAUGUGUCUUUAGUGUUUCAUUCAUGUAUGUUUCAUUUGUAAUUAGAUGUUGAAACUACACAUUUCAAGUUUUUUUUGGUUAACUAAGUCCAAUUAAUUUUUUUAUAAA